Molecule: messenger RNA, 579 nt
Organism: Prunus armeniaca (apricot)
Lineage: Eukaryota; Viridiplantae; Streptophyta; Magnoliopsida; Rosales; Rosaceae
Source: the annotation of a GenBank genome assembly
AUGGUUGCAGUCCGGCCACCUGUUUCACCAACUUACCUAGAGGAAAAUGAAGUCAGUCGAGAAUAUGUGAAUGAGAGAGAAGUGGACGAGUUGGCCUUAGAGUUGAAAACUCAAAUUGACUUUCCUAUUGAAACUCUCACGUUGGUUGAGGAAGAAAAAUCCGCCCAAGAGAAUGCGGUCCAACAAGCGGUCAAGGUUGAACACCAAAAUAGGACCCAACUUGAUACGUCCAUUCUUGAAAUUAGUGAUCAACAGGAUCAAAAAGAGAAAUGUCUGAAUAAGACCCAAUCUGAAGUGGUCAUAAUAGACAUGGUUGUAGGGGACCAGUCAGAUGUGAUUAGACCACAAUUAGAAAUGGUCAAGUUUAUCAGACCCCAACAGAGGGCCAAGUUCGGCCAAUCAAGCAGACUUGGGGGGCAAGGAAAUUCGGCCAGCAUAAAAGGAAAAAAUAGUUAUGGUCAUACCAAGGUGACUUGCACACCAAUUUACAACUUGCGCAAUCGUGAAAUCCAUGCAGAAAGUAAGAAGGGCUCACCACUUGGAAUUAAACAUGGAUGGCCACCCCCUUGGUCUCCAUAA